This is a messenger RNA of Eremothecium sinecaudum, 942 nucleotides long. RefSeq names its product Fub1p (gene FUB1). Lineage: Eukaryota; Fungi; Ascomycota; Saccharomycetes; Saccharomycetales; Saccharomycetaceae. The transcript has a single exon. The coding region runs from base 1 to 942 and encodes 313 amino acids. The record is from RefSeq and is a predicted model, not a curated record.
AUGAAUUCGAAUCUUAAGGCGUCUAAAACGCUAUUGUUAAACUAUUUGAAGGACAUAGGCCUCAUAAACAACCUUAAUCAUGCUACAGUGAAAGAUGAAAGCAAGAAGAGCGCUAUACUAAGCAUAAAGAUUGACGAAGAGAAGGCUAAUGAACUACUCCGGAAGCCGUUAGACAAUGUAGAAGUUAUAUUUAUUGAUAUGUCUAGUGGUAAGAAAGUAAUGAUCAAUAUUUGUAAUAAUGAUAAGCCGAUAAAAGAAGGGAUAUUUGAUUACACUGCUGAUUUAAAUAUACCCACAAAUGCUCCAGAAAAUGAAGAGGAUCUCAUUGCUGCGAGUGGAUCCCAAGCUUCACAAGCCUUUCAGUCUAAAUUUAGUCUAUCCUCAACAAUGCAAAGUUCUCCAUUGCAAGAGUCAACCCAAGAGUCGACGCACACAGCUCAGUCCUCGAAACUGCAAGAGGAACCCAAAGUAUCUGUACGACCUGAGCUCCCACGACCCGAGUUCCCAGAACCUCUCAGCACUCCCUCGAAUUUUGAGGACAGGUUUAAAAUACCAGGCUCAGGAAAUGAUUUUAACGAACAGCCUUUCCCUGCAAACCCCCGCAGACCUGCAGACAUGCCUGACUUUGAGGACGAGUACGAAAUACAAUCAGGGUUAAGAAAUGACCUCGGAGGGCACCCGUUCCCCACCAACCCCGGCAGUUACGGCAACUCGGACCUUUACCCGACUGGUGAAAAGUAUCCAAGCCUAAAUCCAAACCCUGGUUUGAAGCCAGCAGGCGGUAUGUUCUUCAAGCCUCCCAGCCAGCCUGAAUUACCCCUCCCCUACGGUGGCAGCUUCGACCCCCAAAAUCCACAAGACUUUAGAAAACCUCCUGGGUUCACUCCUGGUGCCCGCUGGAACAACCCAUUUGGCCCUCAUAACUUUGGCAACCAUCCAUGA